This is a messenger RNA of Gavialis gangeticus (Gharial), 596 nucleotides long. RefSeq names its product homeobox protein Hox-D1-like. Gene Ontology annotation, cellular component: nucleus. Gene Ontology annotation, molecular function: RNA polymerase II cis-regulatory region sequence-specific DNA binding; DNA-binding transcription factor activity, RNA polymerase II-specific. NCBI's taxonomy places the organism in Eukaryota, Metazoa, Chordata, Crocodylia, Gavialidae. The transcript is spliced from 2 exons. The annotation marks the transcript as partial. Gene Ontology annotation, biological process: regulation of transcription by RNA polymerase II. The record is from RefSeq and is a predicted model, not a curated record.
CCGCCCCCCGGCACCUACCCGCCGGCCCGCUCCCCGGCCCCGGGCGCCGCCAGCGGCACCUUCGAGUGGAUGAAGGUGAAGAGAAACGCGCCCAGGAAAAGCAAAGCCGCAGCCCCCGGCGCCGCCAGCGCGGCGCGCACCAGCUUCAGCACCCGGCAGCUGACUGAGCUGGAGAAGGAGUUUCACUUCAACAAGUACCUGACGCGGGCCCGGCGCCUGGAGAUCGCCCGCGCGCUGCAGCUGCACGACACGCAGGUGAAGAUCUGGUUCCAGAACCGCAGGAUGAAGCAGAAGAAGAGGGAGAAGGAGGGUCUCCUUGGGGGGGCAUCCAGCUACCGCGGACACGAGUCCCCCUCUGAUAAAUCGGACAUCACAUCCCCAGCCAUCUCCCCUAGCCGUAGCCAGGAGGCCACCACCCCUCCCAUCUGAUGGGGCCUCUGGGACUUUCUGCAGUGCUGGAACUUUUCUUCUCACCUUGUGGAGGAAAAAAAAAGCACCAGAAAGACACCAGUCCAUCAGGACCACUUAGCUUCUUUGCAUCCAGCUUGCUUCUUGCAGAGCUUGGCUCCUGCCAAAACUUGCAAAGGACUUUGGAG